GGCAGUCCUGUUCUGAAAAAUAAAUAUAUAUAAUAAGUUCCAUUCAUGUAUCAGUAUCUUCAUUAUCUUGUUAUGAAAUUGUGAACUAGCUAUAUUUUCUCAAUAAGUGCACUAUUUUUUUCAAUAUAGAUAUGUCUCUUGACAGAACACAGAAAUUGGUCUACAAGAAAGUGUCAGAGCUACUCUGUUCACAAACUGAUUUUAGUGAUAAGGACAGAAUAGCAUUUCUCUCAGAUUUUAUGAAGGUUUUUGGCAAGAAUUUUGAAACUGUUCUUCAAACAUACAGUGAACUAAAUCAUCAGAAUAAAGAUUCAAACUUGCCAGUAUCUGACUGUUGUGAAGUGGGCUCGAAGGAAACUGGACAAUCAUCAGAAACUCAGAACUGCCUCACUGAGUCUGUGACAUUCCUUUCUCCUAUUGAUGAUGAACUAGAAGAAGCUGCUGCACUUUACGAAGCGGUCCUCAUAACCACGACCAGACAACGCAGUUCAGCACCAUCCAAGCUGUCCAAGAUACUUGGGAGCACAACACGUCACUCAUCUUUGGCAAUGCAGGAGCAACAUGUGGACUUGCCUCUCUCUUUGCCCAUUGCAUUCACUGGAUCAGGUUUGCAGGAAGGAAAACAAGGGAGGGAAAUCGAAGAAAUGCUAAGAAAAUCCUGCUCAGCCACGAGUGAAGUAGCACUUUCUGUCCAAGCUGACGCCGAGAGACUCAGUAAUAUCUCAAUAGCCUUAGAAAUUAUUUCGGAAAACGCCAAUCAUCCUACUUAUAAAUUAACCAAAUAAAAUAAACAAUAAAUAAAUAACCCUGCCGUGAUGAAGAAGCCUGCACUUGACCAAUAUAUCACGGCGCUCUAGAUAUCAUACCAACCAUCCUUUGUCAACCCUUGUGCCUGAAUGCUCGGACUACUCAGUCCUGGGAUAAAUUUAAAAACAUUCUGUUUGAAAUAAAUGGUAGAUACGUUCCUUAGCUGUUCCUAUUUUCAAAUUGUUGUAUUUGAAUAUGCUCAUUCGAGUCGAAGAUUAUCUCGCGAUUGUGCUGAAUGUAUCAGACACACAACUUUGGGUCUGCUGCCUAUACUUGCAGUAACCAGACCUUCAAAUGCUAACAGCUUGGAUUAACCAGACCUGAUGCUUGGUGACGGUUAUGCACUGAAUUCGAAAAGGUGUUGACGGAGACUUGAUGGUGAAUAUUCGUAAGGGAUUAUGCAUCUGCCCAAGAAAAUCAGUUGUUGCUUUUGCAUAUUUGAACGUUAGUGAUUAGAUUGUAAAUGUUUUUUGUGGAUUGCAGCAUGAUGAUUGCAGGAGAAUAUUUCCACUAGAAUUAUAGUAUUUUUCCUGACCUAUUGAAACUUAGCUGAAAAUGUCUUUGAACCUUUGGUGCCCAAACUUACUCUACAUUUUUUUUUAAAUGUUGAUCUUUUACAAUCAUCGCCUUAUAGUUAUUGUGAUGUAGCUUUUGUAUAUUGUUUGAGAGGAAUUUUGGUAUUAUGUAGAAAUCGUUGUUUCAAAUCUUAACUUGCUAGUGAUCUGAUGUAGAUUUCUUCAUUUUUAUUAGGCUUACGUGUUGAUAGUAAGUACUUUAAUUGGGGAAUUUUGACUGGAUUAUCGUUUAAACUCGCAUACGCUUCCUCAAGUAUAUAAACAAAUCUUUAACUCCUUUCAUGUUCCUACGGUGUUAAGUAAAAAGUGUUGUUUCGUAAACACGUUUCGUGGAAAUUAGUUCAGUACCGCUAUUAGACCUGUUUGACUUGUCGUCCUCAUCUCCUACGUAUUGGUCGCUCUGCCUCAGUGCAUGAAGCCAAGUCUAGGUUAAGGUUCAGUUGUGUAGUCAAGAUACUCAGCACUUCACUUCUCUGUCUCUCGUUCAAGUUCCCGUAGCCCCAUGAAAAUGACCUGUUUAAAUAGCCACGCAUUUUUGUCGUGCGUGUUUUGCCAGCUUUGUCCUCAGGUCGUAUAUAUGAGACUCGCUACGUAAUAUUAGCAAAUUUUGUAUUUCAAGAAAUAUGUCAUGGUUGUGAUCCUGAAAGCUUUUGUUGGUGUUUAUUUUAGGGUAUAUUGUGCGAGAUGAUUCAUAGAUUAUGUUCGGAUGAACUAUAUGUCCAUAAAAUUUCAGGAACUUUUCAUUUUGAAUAGAAUUUUGUAUUCGUGUCUUAGUUUAUCUUGGCUCAUUGAUUCGUCGAUAAUUGCUUAUUCAUUUAAGAAAAAAACAUUUCAACCUAACAAGGUUGACUUCUGUAGGCGCGUUAUGAAAUGGAUACUUGAAUGUAAAUUAUGUAUAAACUUUGUUUUUAUGAGUCGGUUCUUCUGAAGCAACCUCUUUUACGAGUCACGUUUCUGCUGCUGUUAACCUGUCCUAAUUUUGUCUAGCUCAGAUGCUGGUGCUGCUUCUUAUUUCUCAGCUUCUAUGUAUUGGCGAAUAAAUUGGUGAUCGAAAAA
Hyalella azteca is the source of this 2438-nucleotide messenger RNA. RefSeq lists its product as uncharacterized. The transcript is spliced from 5 exons. Bases 132 to 785 code for a protein of 217 amino acids. The record is from RefSeq and is a predicted model, not a curated record. NCBI's taxonomy places the organism in Eukaryota, Metazoa, Arthropoda, Malacostraca, Amphipoda, Hyalellidae.